This is a messenger RNA of Elaeis guineensis (African oil palm), 4162 nucleotides long. RefSeq names its product myosin-1. Gene Ontology annotation, cellular component: membrane; actin cytoskeleton; myosin complex. Gene Ontology annotation, molecular function: ATP binding; microfilament motor activity; actin filament binding. The record is from RefSeq and is a predicted model, not a curated record. Gene Ontology annotation, biological process: actin filament organization. Lineage: Eukaryota; Viridiplantae; Streptophyta; Magnoliopsida; Arecales; Arecaceae.
AAAAAAGAACUCGCUUCCCCACUCUUUGAGCAAGGCUCCUGGACGAGACCCCAAAACCCUCCUCUUGAAUCACUCAUCCUCUCUCAUUUUCUAGGGUUUCUCCGCUCUGGGAUCCGUGGAAUCUUUCUUCAAUCCCAACGAAAUCUUCUUGUUCUUUGCUCUGAAUCGGAGUUCCAGUGCCAUUCUCUUUUCCGAAGCCUAUAAAGGAUUCUUCUCUUAGGGUUUCGCAGUUGAAAUCGUCUCUGUUUGAACGCCAUUGUCUAUUUAAUACGUUUCUUUGAAAGAUUUUCCGCUUCCAGCCUGUUCUUGUUCAAAGGAUCGCAGAGGAUCUCGUUUUGUUUAAUGUGCUCUUUUGUUCGAAUCCUUUUCUCGAUCUUUUAGGGUUUAAAGCCAAAAUCUUGUGGGAGAUUUCAAAUGCUGAAGGUGGUCUUCGUGAAUCGUGGUUUUUAGGGAAAAAAGAGUGUUGGAGUGUUUCAAGAAAGAGUUGUUUUGGUCUCGUAGAGGAGAUUGGGGAGUGUCGGAUGGCGUCUGUGGGAAUGCUGUCGCCGGGAACUCCAAGGAGCCCAUCGGAGAUGACGACAUCAGAGAUCUUUGCUCCGAAAUCAUCUUGGACACCGCUUACCUUGGAAAACAGCGACAUCAAAUCUACUGAUCUUGGUGCUGUAGCUGAGGAAGGUUUGGAGGCUGCUGAGGGGAGUGAGGAGUCUCCCUACAGUGCGAAGAGUGCCUAUAGUAAUGAGAAGAAGCCUUCCGAAGUGGACGAUGGUGGAGAUAGUAUGGCGCCUUCCCGUUUGUCUGCUAGCUCACUGGAGUCCAGAUGGAGUGAUACAAGCUCUUAUGGUGCCAAGAAGAAGCUGCAAGCUUGGUGCCAACUGUCAAAUGGUGACUGGGCAUUGGGAAGGAUACUAUCAACUUCAGGGGAAGAGUCUGUUAUUUCUCUUCCAGAGGGAAAAGUUUUAAAAUUUGACACCGAGAGCCUGUUACCUGCAAAUCCUGAUAUCCUUGAUGGUGUUGAUGAUCUCAUGCAACUUAGCUAUUUAAAUGAACCAUCCGUGUUGUACAAUCUGCAAUAUAGAUACCUCCGUAAUAUGAUAUAUACUAAAGCAGGGCCAGUAUUGGUUGCUAUCAACCCAUUUAAGGAAGUCUAUUUGUAUGGAAAUGAUUACAUUGAAGCAUAUAGGAGGAAAACAGUGGACAAACCACAUGUCUAUGCAAUAGCAGAUACAGCUAUUCGUGAAAUGAUAAGAGAUGAAGUCAAUCAGUCGAUCAUCAUAAGUGGUGAAAGUGGAGCAGGGAAAACUGAAACAGCAAAAAUAGCAAUGCAAUAUUUGGCUGCACUUGGAGGGGGCAGUGGAAUAGAAUAUGAAAUCCUUCAGACUAAUCCAAUACUUGAAGCAUUUGGCAAUGCAAAAACAUUAAGAAAUGACAAUUCCAGUCGCUUUGGCAAGCUAAUUGAGAUUCAUUUUAGUGAAACUGGGAAAAUUGCCGGAGCCAAUAUUCAAACUUUUCUGCUCGAGAAGUCAAGAGUGGUACAAUGUGCACAGGGUGAAAGAUCAUAUCAUAUAUUUUAUCAGCUGUGUGGUGGUGCUUCUUUAUCUCUUAGAGAGAAGCUGAAUUUGAAAUCUGUGGAGGAAUACAAAUAUUUGAAGCAGAGCAGUUGCUUUACAAUUGCGGGUGUUGAUGAUGCUUCAAGGUUUCAUUCUGUGAUGGAAGCCAUGAAUGUUGUCCAUAUUAAGAAAGAUGAUCAAGAUGCUGUUUUUGCAAUACUUGCUGCAGUUUUAUGGUUGGGCGAUGUCUCUUUUACUGUAAUUGAUAAUGAAAAUCAUGUUGAAAUUGUGGAGGAUGAAGCUGCACUUACGGUUGCUAAGCUUAUUGGAUGUGAUAUUGGGGAUCUAAAGUUAGCCUUAUCGACUCGAACCAUGAGAGUUGGCAGUGAUAAUAUUGUUCAGCAGCUCACUCUAUCUCAGGCAACCGACACAAGAGAUGCAUUAGCAAAGUCACUGUAUGCUAGUCUGUUUGAGUGGCUGGUAGAACAAAUAAAUAAAUCUUUGGAAGCAGGAAAGCGCCGGACAGGCAGAUCCAUCAGCAUUCUGGAUAUCUAUGGCUUUGAAUCUUUUGAGAGGAAUAGCUUUGAACAAUUCUGCAUAAAUUAUGCUAAUGAAAGGCUGCAGCAACAUUUUAAUCGCCAUCUGUUUAAGCUGGAGCAAGAGGAAUACGUCCAAGAUGGCAUAGACUGGGCGAAAGUCGACUUUGAUGAUAACCAAAAUUGUUUAUGCCUUUUUGAAAAAAGACCAUUAGGGUUAUUGUCUCUUUUGGAUGAGGAGUCCACUUUUCCCAAUGGUACCGAUCUGACUUUUGCAAACAAGCUCAGACAGCAUCUUAAUUCAAAUCCAUGCUUCCGGGGGGAGAGAGACAAAAUCUUCAGUGUCAGUCAUUAUGCAGGGGAGGUGGUGUAUGACACAUCAGGGUUUCUGGAGAAGAACAGGGAUCUUUUACACAUCGACUUAAUUCAACUCCUAGCUUCUUGCAUGUGCUGCCUUCCGCAAAUAUUCGCAUCCAAAAUGCUUGCACAAUCUGUAAAGACAGUGGGUAAUCUUUAUAGAUUUAGUGGAGGAGAAUCUCACAAGCUUAGUGUUGCUACAAAGUUUAAGGGACAAUUAUUUCAACUGAUGCAAAGACUAGAGACCACAACACCUCACUUCAUACGUUGCAUUAAACCAAACAAUUUGCAAGUGCCUGCAACAUAUGAACAAGGCCUUGUGCUACAGCAGCUGAGAUGUUGUGGCGUCCUUGAAGUUGUACGCAUAUCAAGGUCAGGCUAUCCCACAAGGAUGUCUCACCAGAAAUUUGCCAAAAGGUAUGGCUUCCUUCUUCUUGAGAAUGUUGCGUCUCAAGACCCACUUAGUGUUUCAGUGGCAAUUCUUCAACAGUUCAACAUUCUUCCUGAUAUGUAUCAAGUCGGCUACACCAAAUUGUUUUUCCGAACUGGACAGAUUGGUGCACUUGAAGAUACCAGAAAUCGUACUCUUCAUGGCAUUUUGCGGGUACAGAGCUGUUUCAGAGGUCACCGAGUUCGUUGCUAUGUGAAGAGGCAUCGGCAAGCCGUCAUUACGUUGCAAUCAUUUAUUCAUGGGGACAAAGCCAGGCGAAUGUACUCAGUUUUGGUACAUAAGCAUAGAGCUGCUGUCAUUUUGCAGAGAAAUCUAAAAUCUCAAACCACUAGAAAAGAAUUUGUGAACGUUCGUAAUGCUUCAAUAGUCAUACAGUCUGUAAUUCGUGGAUGGCUUGUUCGAAGGUGUUCCGGAGAUGUUGUACCGAACACAUCAAAGACAGUUGUAGAUACAAAGGUACCAGAAACUGAUCAGGUGCCAGUCAAGUCAUCUGUCCUUGUGGAGCUCCAAAGGAGAAUUCUUAAAGCUGAGUCCGCUUUAAGAGAGAAGGAAGAGGAGAAUGACAUGCUUCAUCAGAGGCUUCAACAAUACGAUAGCAGAUGGUCGGAUUACGAACAGAAGAUGAGAUCCAUGGAAGAAGUCUGGCAGAAACAGAUGAGAUCAUUACAGUCUAGCCUCUCCAUAGCAAAGAAGAGCCUUGCCCUUGAUGGUGUAGAUGUGAACUCUGAUGGGUCCAUGGACCAAAGCAUCUGCACCAAUGGGAAUUACACUGGAACUGAAGGCCUAGAAAACAAAGGACCGUCAGUGGGAUCACGACUUACGGGCAGAGAAAUGAGUGCGAGCCUGAACAUUAUCAGCCGUCUUGCCGAGGAGUUUGAGCAACGGAGCCAGGUAUUUAUAGAUGAUGCCAAAUUCUUGGUGGAGGUGAAGUCAGGGCAGGCAGAGGCAAGCCUGAACCCAGAACGAGAACUAAGGAAGCUAAAGCAGACGUUUGAGACAUGGAGGAAGGAUUAUAACUUGCGGCUACGAGAAACCAAGGUUAUAAUACACAAGCUGGGAAAUGAUGAAAUUAAAGCUGACAAGGUGAAAAAGAAAUGGUGGGGGAAGUUGAACAAUGCAAGGGCUAUAUAAGUAAUUUCCUGCAAAUAGCAAUCCUUUGUUAUUUUGAAAUGGGAAGUUACUGCUGAGAAUCCAUUUAUCUGCCAUUGCAGUUGUAAAAAAUAAAAAGAGCACGGUGUUUUUUAGUUUUUGUUACACGUUAUCUUCACGUA